CGGCCCUUCUCCUUGUCGCUGCUGCCGUUAAGUUCGUUGCAUCAUGCAGCCAUUCUCGCUCCUUCCUGCUCUGUGGCACACCCGAGAGACCUCCCUCCCCAAAGGUAGCAGGUUCAAAACUUUGGUACAGCCGCAGGUUAAACCUACACCUAUACAUAAAGACUUACUAGGUAACCCCCUUCCUAUUACCCUAGGGUCUGCACCAUGUGCCUAGUGCUGCUCCAGUGGUCCCUCUGCUGCUAUCUCCUGCCACUCCACCCAUGCACACCACUCACGCUUCUACCCAGCCGCUUACUGACUGCUCUACAGUUUCCUCCUUGCAGGUUGAGGGGAGGGGUGUGGGUGCCAACGCUGCCAUUCCCCCACACCCCUCCCCUGUGGCCGUGCAGGUGCAUGCACACGGGAAGGUGGGAGGAAUGCUGCCAUGAGCCUCAUCAAUGGGAGGAAUACUCCCCUGAGGGAGAGUAUCUGGGGUGGGGUUGGCCUCUCAUGGUAAGCCUCUUUUCACCAACCCCGCCUGCUGUUGCAAAUGAUUUCUGUCCACUGUCCUUCCAGUUCGUGCAUGCUCUGGCUUUCUUUUUAUCCCAAUCCUCCUACGGUAUUAACUUAUUUUCUGUCUGCUUCUCCUUCUGCCCCCACCAGAUCACUUGGCAUCAUUUGAAGACUGCAGCAGAGGAGGCUGAGCAGCAGACGCAGCAGCAGCAGAGGAAGCUGAGCAGCAGAAGCAGCAGCAGCAGAGGAAGCUGAGCAGCAGACGCAGCAGCAGCAGAGGAAGCUGAGCAGCAGAAGCAGCAGCAGCAGAAGCAGCAGCAGCAGUUGCAGCAGCAGCAGAAGCAGCAGUGGGGGGUGGGGGGUUAGCGGGCAGGCUAGGAGUAGGGGUGAGCGAGGUACGGUACCAGGUAAGGUAGCAGGUAUGGUUGUCUCACCCCCCCUGCUUCCUUCCUACAGUAUACGUGUCUGAAGCCUUGGAGCAAGGGCAGGAGAUUGGAGCAAGGGCAGGAGAUUGGAGCAAGGGCAGGAGAUUGGAGCAAGGGCAGGAGAUUGGAGCAAGGGCAGGAGAUUGGAGCAAGGGCAGGAGAUUGGAGCAAGGGCAGGAGAUUGGAGCAAGGGCAGGAGGAUGGAGCCCACCCUCUUUCACCAGCUCUCCUCUCUCCCUCCUUCCCUCCCCCCAGCAGCGUCUUGCCUCCAGGAAGGUGCAGCCCCCACCCUCACCUCCCCUCCCCCCUCCUUAACAGUUUGCAGCGUCAUAGUGCUCCAUUCGGCUAUGUCGUUCCUCAAGUACCAACACUGGCGUAUCGUAUAAUGGAACCGGCCAGAGCCGUGCGCGCCGGCUCUGGUUGGGAGUCCCCUCCUACGACGCUUUCGUACACGGGAUUUGAGUCUUGGGCCGCCCGUGCACUUUCCACUGCCACGUUCACACCACGAGGAGGGCGUCUACAACUACCACUGUAAGUUGAGUGAGAGGGAGAGGAGGGGGCUGAAACCAGUAGUGGGAGGUGAAGGAAGGGCGAAGGAGGGCGUCUACAACUACCACUGUAAGUUGAGUGAGAGGGAGACGGCCUGGAAUCCCCUGGAUGAGUGAAUCAAGAAAGAAUUGAGGUGGGCUGCCGCUACUACCAGGGUAAGGUGAGAAAGGGAGAGGCUGCAAAGCACAGGGUGAGUUCCAGUGAGAGGGGCAAAGGAGGGAGGCUGCAAGCACCAGUGAGGGGCUGCUGGCGCCGUGGUAAGUUGAGUGAGAGGGAGAGGAGGGAGCAGAAACCCCCAGGGCGAGUUGGUUGAGGGCUUAUGAGGGGAGCUGAGCCUCCUUGAGUGGGUGACGUGAGGGGCAAAGGAGGGGAGCCGAAACCCCUUGGGUGAGUGAAGAGAGUUGCGAAGGAGGGGAGCUAAACCCCUCGAGGGAGUCAAGUGAGGGGGUAGAUAAGGAGCAGUGGGCGCCUCAUAGUGGUGUGAGGUCAA
Molecule: messenger RNA, 1956 nt
Organism: Closterium sp. NIES-67
Lineage: Eukaryota; Viridiplantae; Streptophyta; Zygnematophyceae; Desmidiales; Closteriaceae
Source: the annotation of a GenBank genome assembly